GAACCCAAACUUGAGCCAGGAAAAAAGAAGAUGAAACCUCCCUAAUUUCAGUAGAUACCGCCUCCCGAUGCCAUCGCAUUACGUGUGAGGGGACUUUUUAGAAGUCGAGGAGACGUUUAAAUCUCUUCUUGGCUGUUGAUUUACAGCGCAUCUCCAUCACACAAACAAGUUGUCUGACUAACAGAUUCAGAAGCGAAAACGUCUUUGGUAACCAGUUUCUGCACAUUUGGUGUAUUUGAGGUUCAUCAUGUUUGGUAUCUUACAAGGGAUGUUUGAUAGAGCGACAAAGAAGGUGGUCAAACAGAUAGAUCCUAAAGGCUCUCUGAUUGCGAAUUCCAGCCUGAAUGAUUCCAGAAAACUCCUACCGCUUGCAGUGGUGCUGAAAGUCCAAAAAGGGUGGUUCUGGCAGCAAACUAAAUACAGACCCACACAGUUCACUCUUAAUCACCUGCUGGAUGGGGAAGAAAUUAAACCAGUGUGCGAGGAGGAUGAGUUUGUGAAGUAUAAGGGAACACACAAAAGCACCAGGUCUGGAUCUGUAGAGUUGGGAGGUGCAGCUGUCAGCCUUAAUAUGAAUGGACAGGGCAUGUCACAACUUCAUUUAUCUCUCGGGAAACUUCAGAAGGAAUACGUGGAUAUUCCGACACUAGUAAAUGACUCCAAAGGAAGGAAAUUGGACCUCACGCACUCUUUGAUCCAGCAGUCCCAAAAGAGGAACAUAGGUUUUACAAUCCUUACAGAGCGAAUCUUCACCACCUGCGACUGCUCCAUCUCUAGUAAAGAACUGGAGAAGGGUAGCUUCCAUGCCAUGUUUGGAACGGGUUGUGUUGAGAUGUACAUGGAAGACACCGGCAAACUGCAGUAUGACUCUGAGACUGUACUACAAAUCCCACCGAACACCGUGAUGGCUUACAGUGUCAUUGAAAUGACCAUCGACAGUGACGGAUACUUUGUCUGCAUGAGACAUCACAGCGAUUUGUGGCUUGAGCCUUGUGGGCUAGAAGCAGACGACAUUUCCCAGAAUCCCUGUCCCAUUUUAUCAGUGGUGGAUGGUCAACAGCCACUGAUCCAAGAAGGUGUCCCACUUGACACCCUGAAAAAUGCACUUGCAGAUGUUCAGACUAGCUUUUGUGCACUGGCUAACUUGUCUGCUGAGACACACUCCUCCAUCCUGCUUCAGUUGAGGAAAAUUCUGUUGGACCGAUCUGUCUUGUCAGCUUUAGUGGAAAGAAUUGUUAUGUUAAGCAGUGAUGAUACUCCAUGCUUCUUAACCAAUGAGCUGUCUGAAAAGCAGAGCCAGAUUGAGACGUUUUUAGAUUUACUGAUGCGUGAACCACUUGACAAGAAUGGACUUUCCACAUCAGAUGAAUGUCAGAUAUCAACAGCUAAUCAGAGUGAUCUUUCCUUGGCAUCUGAGUUUAAUGGCUCAAGCCACAAACCAGAAGAAAAGAAUGGUUGUCACAACGCAGUAUCCAAUCAGAACGCAUGUUCAACAAAAGCAAGCAAGCAAAGCAUGGAGUUUAUGAAUGCCAUGCAAAUGCUGAUCAGCGCUCUUGAGGAGAUGACGGACGCUGGACUGAACCUUCUAGAACAGUUCUGCACUUCUGAAGGUCUCAGAAGUCUACAGGAUUUAGUAAUUCAUCUGACUUCUAACACGGACACCAUCCCUGUUUUCCUACAAAGUGAUGAUGAAUUCCACAGAGUGGAGGCACUUUUUAAGUCAUGUAAUGUUUUACUAAAGAAAGAGAAGGACACAUUAACCUCGGAAAUGACUUGCAGUGAGGGAUUCCUCCCUGUGGUACUGUGCAUUGCCAUCCAUGGCCUUGCUUCCCUAAGUGGUGCAUGACAUUGUUAAUGCUUUUUCUGAUGGCUAAAAUGGACAAUUAAAGUGUGAAGUGUGUAAUUUUGAAAUUUUACCAUUAGUAAUGAAGAAAUUAAACUUUGUGAAGACAUUUGCUUGCUUAUAUUUACCCACUUUGUUAAUUCCAUAAUAAUAAUAAUCCAAAAACAAAUAUAUCUCCAAUAAUGUGCUUUUAAUCACAGAUUUUAAAUAUUUAUGCAAAAAUAAUAUAUUUAUAUAUUUUCUAUUUUCUACUAACCCUAACCCUAAAUGUUAACCUUUUGUGUCAUUUUGUUACUGUAAAUAUUUGUGGCAUUUGAUUUGUGUCUCUCUCUAAAGAUAAAGAGCGCAUGUAAAUAUUUUCUCUAAAAGCUUCUAUUUGAUUGAAUCAUGCAGUUUCAUUAUUAAUAAACGCAAAAAAGGAACAAAGAG
Megalobrama amblycephala (Wuchang bream) is the source of this 2272-nucleotide messenger RNA. It is a transcript of the gene gsdmea, whose product is annotated as gasdermin Ea. The transcript has 13 exons. Gene Ontology annotation, cellular component: cytoplasm. Lineage: Eukaryota; Metazoa; Chordata; Actinopteri; Cypriniformes; Xenocyprididae. The record is from RefSeq and is a predicted model, not a curated record. Gene Ontology annotation, biological process: programmed cell death. The coding region runs from base 248 to 1846 and encodes 532 amino acids.